GGCCUCGCUGUGGCCACCAUUUUGGAGGCGAGUGUGUAGCUUUGGAGGAAGUGCUCUGAGAGCGGCGCUUGAGCUCUUCCUGCAGUUAGGGAUGAAUGCAUCAACGCGAGAGAAGAAAAUGGCGAUCGAGCAGGACAAAUGUUUCCCCUCUUAGACUCUGCAAUUGUGUUGAAUUUCUAUAGCCUUAUCAUUUGCUUUCAUUUCAUCUCUGCUGCACUUUAAACUACAAGAGAGAAUUGGAUGCUAUUGCCACCAAAGACAUUGAAGAGAAGCAACACAGGUGAGGAAAUCAUUCGAAACACGGAUGGAGAGUGGAUGGAGGAAAGUUUAGAGCUCAUUGGAAUGACGAUAAGGAAGAAGGGGCUGGUAUAAAGUGCCAGAACAUAUCAAGUCCAGUUUCAGCCAGCCUCAGUCUGCCAAUUAGAACAGCAGAACCCCCACUGUAACCUGCGCCAUCAGCAAUGCCAAGAGGGCCCCAGCCAGCGGCCAGCCCCAAGCCCUGCCUCGGUACCCGCUCUGUGAAGUUUCGCCGCGUCUCUGUCAGCACAAACAGAAACAGCUGUUGAAGUGUGGGCAAUCUCUUACGUUCCUCGCUGCCACCCUGGGAACUCAAGUGCAGCUCAACUCUAGCCAGCCAGGAGAGCUUACGACUGAGAGGUCUGUCCUACACUGCGCCCAAAGCCACCUCUCAGGCAUGGCUCCCAUUCGGGAUUCCGUCAGCCACUCCCCUAACCAAACAGGUUUGGAACAUGCUGGUCUGGAGCCUCAGUAUGAAAAUUCACCAUGGAGCUCUGGCUCACCUUGCAGCGACUCAAACAGCAACUGGGGAAAAGUUAUUGUAGAUAAGGGAACCUGGCCCUCCAUCACUGGUAGUGACCCAGAAUUAGCCUCAGAAUGUAUGGAUGCUGACUCUGCCUCCAGCUCUGGGUCAGAAAAAAAUCUUAGUAUGAUGGCCUCUGGGAGCACUGGUGGUGACAACAAUGGCAACCGACAAGGUUCUCAUUUCAUGGUUGCAAAUGGCAGCAAUAAUGUGGGUAAUGGGAGUGUUAAGGGGCCUUGGAGUGUAUCCAAUGGCUCGAUGCUAAGCACAUGUCAAGGCUCUGGCGAGGGCCCCAGCAGCAAGCUGGCAGAAAGCAGCCAUGGCAAAAUAAAUGCCUGGGGUACCCAAGGUUCCUCAACCAAUUUAGGUAUAAAUCCAAGCACUUUGAACCCAAAUGCCAACCAUGGUGCCUGGCCCGUUCUUCAGAACACUGGGCCCAAUCCCCAUGGGCCUGUGGGGAACGGAAAUGGUGGCACCAACACUCAACAAAGCACCAUAGGUCAAACACCCAGCAUGCAGAGUAUCAACUCUAAGAUGUCCUGGGGAUGCCUGCAGGAAAAUAUGUCUGAAGCUGAAGUCAAUGGUACAAACAAGGUUUCAAGUGGGCAGCCUCAAAAUCUUAACACUGAAUUUAAUGGACCAAAUAACACUACUAACAUGAUGACCUCUAGUUUACCAAACUCUACAGGUUCAAUGCAGAUGAAUGAACAGCCCCCAGGGCACCGAGCUUGGCCUAUGAGUACAGGGGGCUCCCCUCAGCUCCCUAUAUCUCCAGUCUCUAAUGGCACUUCCAUUUCUCAACAAGGCAACAGUGAGGGAAUUAACAGCGGGUCUUAUGGUACAGCAUGGGGCAUUCCGCCCAGCACUAAUUACUCUGGAGACAAAUGUCCCAACCCUAAAGGCCAAGCUGUGGGCGACACUGUGAAUGCAACUCUAAUGCAGUCUGGAGCCAAUGGCUCCUCUGUGAGUGCUGCUUCUUUAAAGAAUAAUAAUAAUAACGGGAUGGGCAGUUGUGGAGGAGGUUGGGACUCAGCGCCCGCUACCUCACAAAGUAUUUCUUGGGGAGCAGGCAAUGGUGUAGGCCCAGCUGGGAUCCCUCGCCCCUGGGGGAGUGCCUCCUCCUCAUCUUCUUCUUCCUCAUCCUCUUCAAACACUGGCACUAAGGUCUCAAACGGGGAGUGGAACACUUUGCCCAGUAACAGUCAGCAUUCCAAUGAUAGCACGAAUGGGAGUAGGAAGGGAACAAAUGGAUGGAAGUCCUUGGAGGAUGAUGCUCUUGGUAUAGGGAGCUCUGGUCAAGCAUCACAAGGCAGCACAUGGAACAAAUCUACAGGCAGUGAAGGAAGUGGAGAGAGCUCAGGAGGUCGCAGUGAGAGGGAUGGGCAAUGUGGUGGUCACAGAAGGCGAGGUAAUCAGCAGGGCAUGAUCAAUGCAGCUCUCUCUAGAAUUGACGUGGACCCCAGAGUGCUGUCCAACACGGGAUGGGGACAAACUCCAGUCCAACAGAACACUGGGUGGGAUGUUUCAAGCUCUGAUAAAAAGACUGGAAAUGGACAGACAGGAUGGGGUAGCGCUCCCCCUCAGGCGUCUAUCUCAGGUGGUUGGGGAAAUGGACCCAGCACCAACAAAAGUAGCAAUUCUUCAGUGUCUGGGUGGAUGGAACCGAAACCUUCAGCUGGCUGGGAAGAAACCAAAGGCUCAGUUGGGCAAAGUGGAUGGGAGGAUGCCCCUUCUGUUACAAUGAACAAGGGUGGUUCCUGGAAUGGCACCAAGGAUGAAAAGUCCUCCUCUUGGAAUAAUCCACCGAAGACAAAGCAAGGAUGGGGUGGAGAAGGCCUGAAGGGCAACCAUUGGGGAGAGCCCCAUAAGUCUGGUUCAGGUGGCUGGGACAGUGACAGCGACCGCUCUGGAUCGGGCUGGAGUGAGCCUGGGCGGUGUGGGACAAGCAACACCUGGGGAGGCAGCGGAGGCACCAACACUCAUGACCAGAGUGGUCCAACCACAGGAUGGGGAGAGCCACGCAAGACCAACAAUCAAAACCAAACCUGGGGUGAGCCAAUCAAAUCAAGCCACUCCAACCCCACCUGGGGCGACAAUACAAAACCGAACAACUCUUCAGAGUGGGGCAAGUCCCAAGAUUCCAGCAUGGGAACAUUCAGGAGUGGGAGCAACUCUCAGACUGGAGCCCCUGGUCAAAACAAGCCUACAGGAUGGCUGGGAGGCCCAAUGCCUACUGCCUCCAAAGAAGAAGAAUCCACUGGAUGGGAAGAUCCAUCACCUGAAUCCAUCAGGCGUAGAAUGGAAAUUGAUGAUGGUACUUCAGCAUGGGGAGAUCCCAACAAAUAUAACUGCAGCAACGUAAAUAUGUGGAAGAAGAACAAUGAUGGAGAGCAUGAUGGCAUGGCUGUUUCUCAGCCCCCUCAAGCCCAAAGCGCCAUGGCUCCAAAAGAAAAUAACUGCAGCUCAGGGUGGGGAGAGCCAUAUGUUGGGCCACAAAAAAUGGAGUCCUCUACCUGGGGUGAGCAGGCUGCUCCACCUGUCACUGUGGACAAUGGCACUUCUGCUUGGGGAAAGCCUGUUGAUACAGGUUCCAGCUGGGAAGAGUCUAGGAGGGAAAAUUCAGGAGGCAGUGGCUGGAGCAACGCUACUAUUGGACAGCAGUCACAGCACAAGUCUGGAUCCAAACCUAUGCAAGAUAACUGGGGUGGAGAAGAGAUGUCCAACUGGGAGGAGGAAGGGGAAGUAGAGAUAGGCAUGUGGAACAAUAAUCCAUCACAAGAAGUGAACCAAACUGGAAGCUGGCCCUACAAGAAGAUGACUCCAAAGCUGAACAAAGGACCCAACAAGCAAGAUGAUUCUCCAUGGAUGAAUCAGUUUGUGAAACAGUUCAACAACAUGUACCCUAGGGAUUCCGCUGAAGACUCCCUGAAGAGCAAUAAGAUGGAUAUGUCUGGAGCAAUGACAGACAAGCGCAUUGAUGUUGACAAGCAUGUUCUUAAUUUCGGAGAGUACGUGAAAAAUCCUGCUUCACGCCACCAGAUCCACAAAGACACUACUGUAGACCGUAAUCCCUAUAUGGAUAAGCUUUCACUGCCUGUAUAUGAUAGCUCUGUAGCAGAAGAGUCGCAAAACUCACAGAUCACUUCCAUGCAGAAUAUCAGCUUUUCCCCAACAAAUAGUGCACUGCCAAACCAUUGCAACUUGCCUCACCAUCCAAACUCUGCCUCUGUUAGGCAGAAUGUAAACAUGUAUGGUGUGGGUAAUGCAGCAGCACAAGGCCGGAAUGCCCAGCAGCCUCCAGCACAACCUCUAAACUCCGCUCAGCCCAGUCUACGCAACCAAGUGCCUCCUCCACUACUUCCCUCUCAGGUCCAGUCACCCCUGUUGAAGUACUCUCCCAAUAAUGGAGGUCUGAACCCUCUGUUUGGCCCACAGCAGGUGGCUAUGCUGAACCAGCUGUCCCAGCUCAACCAGCUGUCUCAGCUUUCUCAGAUUAAUCAGUUACAGCGUCUCCUUUUGCAGCAAAAAGCGCAAAGCCAGAGGGCCAUGCCUGUUAACAGCCGCCAGCUACAGGAACAGGGUCGUGGUCUGGGUCCGUCCCAGCAGAUGAUCCAGCCUCCCCGCCAUCUCGAUCCCUCCCUGAUGAAGCAGCAGACUUCCCCUCAGCCACCCUCGCUGCACCAGCCCAGCCUCAAGUCCUAUAUGGAGAACUUCAUGCCCCCCAAUGUCUCCGACCUGCAGAAAGAACAAAGUUCCUUGAGCUCGUUCAGUAAUUUCCCUUUAGGUGGGUGUCCUCCCCAUCUUAAUGUAGGCCAUACUGACUCUUUGUUGCACCAAGCUGCCAAGCCCAACUCGAUGUUUGCCUCUGACAUGUCAGGCUAUCAGCCAGCUGGCAUUAGUCAAAGUCAUAGCCUCCUAGCCCCACCGCUGAGCAAUGGCCACAUGGUGCCAGGCUCUCCCAUCAACCCUCGGGUAGGAAAGAACUUCUGUCCUGACAGCAGCUAUCUGCCAGCAAGAGGUUUGAACUCAAACUUGAAUGUAAGCAACCUCGACAUUGGCAGUGUUGGUUUUAAGGAGCCACAGUCCCGUCUGAAGAAGUGGACUGCCAUGGACAUUUCCGUUAACUCGCCACUUGAUCAAAACCCCAGCAAAUCUGGUGCUAUAACAUCUGGCCUGAGGCUUGAAGACUCACCCUUUGGUCCAUAUGACUUCAUCAAUGCCAGUAACGCUCCCAUCAGUCCUCCUGGCUCUGUGGGAGAUGGCUGGCCCAGUCGUGCCAAAUCACCUCAUGGUUCCACCAAUGUCAACUGGCCUCCAGAGUUCCGUCCUGGUGAGCCCUGGAAAGGAUAUCCAAACAUUGAUCCUGAAACUGACCCAUUUGUCACUCCUGGCAGUGUGAUUAAUAAUCUCUCCAUUAAUACAGUCCGGGAUGUUGAUCACCUCAGGGACAGGAACAAUGGGCCAUCCUCAUCACUUAACACCACGCUGCCUUCAAAUAGUGCCUGGACAUCCAUUCGUGCCUCCAACCACAAUAGUUCCCUCAGCAGUACAGCACAAAGCACUUCAGCCAGAAACAGUGACUCCAAAUGGUCUCCUGGAACAGUCACCAACACCUCUUUGGCUCAUGAGCUGUGGAAGGUUCCUCUCCCCUCAAAAGGUAUCUCUGCUCCGUCCCGCCCCCCGCCUGGCCUGACUGGCCAGAAACAGCCCUCUUCUUGGGACAACAACUCUCUGAGACUGGCAGGCUGGGGUAGCUCUGAAUCCAGAUUCAACUCUGGUUCCAGCUGGGGUGACAGCAGCUCAGGGAGAACUAAUUGGCUUGUUCUCAAAAAUCUCACACCUCAGAUUGAUGGCUCCACCUUGCGAACUCUGUGCAUGCAGCACGGUCCACUGAUCACAUUCCAUCUGAACCUUCCCCAUGGCAACGCUGUCGUCUGCUACAGCUCUAAGGAGGAGGCGGCAAAAGCUCAGAAGUCACUGCACAUGUGUGUUUUAGGGAACACUACUAUUCUUGCAGAGUUUGCCAGUGAAGAGGAAAUUAAUCGUUUCUUUGCACAAGGUCAGUCAAUGACUGCCUCUCCCAGCUGGCAGACGCUGGGCUCUUCUCAGAACCGGAUCGGAUCCAUCGAGGGUUCUCACCCCUUCCCAAACCGCACUGAUCCAAGUCACUGGAACGGCAGCGGAGACCUGCACGGCUCGUCUCUCUGGGGCGUUCCCAAUUACUCCACGAGCCUGUGGGGCAGCCCCAGUGGUGGUGAGGGGGGGAGAAUCAACAGUCCCUCCCCCAUCAGCUCCUUCCUUCCUGUUGACCACCUGACGGGAGGUGGGGAGUCCAUGUAGUGCAUCUUUCACCUUCUGACUUAAAAAGAAAAUGACAAAAAAAAAACAUACAAACCCGUGACCUCAAUGUGGAAAUAGUUAAUCAUAAUCAUAUGACCAUAUAUAUAUAUUAUAUAAGAAAAAAAAAUCAAAUGGCACUAGUUAGACUUUCUUCACUUACAAAAAAAAAAAAAAAAAAAACAAUGCGGGGUCACCCUGUGGAAACAAGUUACGUUUUUUUUUCUGCACAUAUGUCCACUUUGUUUUAGCCCAAAACAUAUCAGUUUGAAUACUUGAAUUAUGCAGGCCAAUUCUAUAAUGUGAAAGGAUGUAUUUACACUUCCAGGUAGUGCUCUUCAUACAGAAAAAAAGCUUCGGUUGAGCUCAUCUGUUUAUUCAUCAUGUUUAUUUGAAUUCCAAUUCUUUUUGUUUUGUUUUUAUUAUUUGCAUUUUGUUUGCUGACAAUGGAGUUUGAGCUUUUUUAACUUUGCACUGAAUGUGGUUUUUCUCAGUAUAAUCUGCAAUAUGGAGGGAGCCGACAGUUCCAGUGUAGUUGUUUACUCAAGGAUGUUCUUAACGUGUGCGCUCUACUAUGCCUUGAUGUAUGCCUACCUUAUUGUAGUAUUGUGGAGUUCGAGAUCAAGAUAUAGAUGCUGAUUUAGGAUUAUUUGAUGAUAUUACAGAAAUAAGUAUUGCACCAAUUUUGUUUUAAAACUAAAGAAUUUAGCUCUGCAGUCUAAAAAACUGUAGCCACAGCUGUGACUUGCAAACCCGACCUGCAAGCCAGGGGGAACAGCACUUUCAAAAUAGGCUUUCAAUAUUGUUUUGGAGGCAUCACAUUGUGCCCUCUUGUUUACAAAACUUUUUGAGGGGGGAAAGUAUGGUCAUUCUUCCUUUUAUUUUAAAUGGAGAAAAAAAAAUGCAUAAAGAAUUAAAAAAAAAAUCUUACAAAAAUUAUAAAAUAAAAAAAAUACAACAAAAAAAAAAUACAAAAAAUAAAAACCUUAAAAAAAAAAAAAAAAAAAAAAUCUUGAGGAUGAAGACGAAGCUUUUAAACUCUGGGAAUACUGAUCAGUGUUUGGCCAUGCCAUUGGUUAUUUUAUCUAUUCCUCUUGUCUGCUAAAUAACCAGCAUGGUUCUCAGGAAAUCUAGCCAGUUUUCCCCCAUAGAAACUCCUUGUAGGAAAAUCCAACUUUUAGCACUGAAACUACUUAUAGCUCUGUAAGUUUUUCUCUGCCAAAUAACUGCUUUAAGCUGGAGACAUUCUACAUACUGCUUUUCGAAUAUGCUGUCUUUUUAUUAAUGAGUGGAUAUGGUUUGCUGAAUCACUAUCUAGUCCACCUUCCCUUUUUCCCACUUGAGUGGCUCAAUGUUUUUCGCUUUGUGACUGUCGAAGUAACUGUCAAAUGUCAUAAGAAAAAGCAGAAAUCUGUAACUAUGCAUACUGUAGCCAAUGACUCGGCCUACAGAAUCGCUUUUUCUUUGUCUGAAGUAAUGUUUUAUAUGUUUCAGUAAUUUGCAUAUACAUUGAGAGAUAUAUACACACAUACACACACACACAUUUUUCUUUCUUUUCUUUCCUCAUCGCCAGAGCUGGUGUUAAAGAAAAUCUUGUUUGUUAUUUUAACAGUGCAAAAGUCGUCCACAUUUCAUUGCCUUGAUUCAAAUUGUGUCCGAAGAUGCAACAAAUCAAGUGGCUUUUAACUGUUUACAAAUAGAAAAUGAUUGUAAUGUGUACAGUUUGGUUGUUAAUCUGAAGUUACUUACAAUAUUAAUAAAUCAAUGUUUUGGCUGCUCAUUACCAUUUUAUUUAGAUUUUUUUUUCUUUUCUUUUUUUUUCCUCUCUCCCCUCCCCCCCCCCCUUCCUCAAAGCUGGUUUGUCAUUGAAAAUGGCUUGCCUCUGUACUUGUGGCCAAGGAAGGCUGGAUUAGAGGUGAAUGUAAUCUAUUGCUGGUAGUUUAAAUAAUGUGCGUAGAUUUACAGACUUUUAUCGUACAAUAUUUUAGGUGCACAAUAUAUGAGACGCUUCAAGAGCGAGAGGGAGAGAGAGAGAUGUCAGCAUUAGGCUAAGCCAUGGACCUUAAUAUGUGUUUAAGCUGUUUGUUUUCUCCAUUUUUGUUUUAUUUGAGAAGUAGAACUUGCGUGCGUGGUGUGUUAACUUAUCCAUAUUUAAUGACUCUUCAUACAAAACCCUGAGUAUUACCCUCACUUUAUGGUUGCGUGCCAGUAUUGAACCAUUUUAAGUGACUGCUUUACCAAAUAUACUUCAAAGGAUUUGUUUACUUAAUUCCAGACCUGACUUAUCUUUGUUUGUUGGACAAAUUUUAAGUGGAACAUUGGAGAGAAAACUACACAACAAAGGCCGAAAAUGAGUUUUUGGAAUUGCACUUGGUGUACAUAAUGAACUAGAAAAGCUUGUACUGUAUUUGUGUUCUGGAGGCAGAGUGUAGCUUUUGGAGACUGGAUGGCAUGGACAGAGGACUUUGCCUUUUGUUUGUCUUUUUAUUCUUCAUGCACAUUGACUAGACUCUUAAAGCGUGCAUUUGUGCCUACGUGCUUGAGUGGUCCGCUCCAUUCCUGCUCAUCAGGAGCCCAAGUAUUCUCCUCUUGUUUAGGGGGCGUGUAACUGCAGGUAUUGCCGAUGGGUUUGCCGUGACUUUGUUUACUCCCUCAAUGUGGAUCGCUCAAUCUUUUGUGCUUUAGUUACAUGUUUGUAUGCGUCCGGGGUAGCGUUAGUCCUUUCUGGCAGUGCUACGCUGAGCUUUACCAAUGGUUCUGAAUGGGUUCUUCCCUGCCAUCUUGGCAAACGUGCUAUUUUACCCGUUCUUCAUGGCUUUUUAUUUUCGGAAGCGUAGGGAAAAGCCAUUGGCACCCAGUUUAUUUCCACUUUUAAAUUUUUUAUUCUUUUUUUGUCCCCCUCCUCUCUUUUCCUCUUAAUUUUUGUUUCAUGUAUGUGCAGCUUUUUGGUGUUGGACAGAACUGUCAUGCUGAGACAUUUUGAUAAUUCACUGUCAUGCCAAAUUAUCAAGCAGGGGGAGGAAAGGGAUUUGUUCUUUUGUAAAAGCUGGACAAUGUAUAUGCUUCAAAUGUCACUUGCAAAUUGGAUGUUUUGAGGAUAUUCAUGAGCAAUGUACAAUCCCCAUUUUUAUAGCCAGGUUGAACGUAGAGGAAAUGAAAAAGUGACUUGGCCUGACAUUCUACUUUUGUACUGAAAAUGUCAUUCUUUUCUGAUUUAUCCUGUGAUCAAAUAUACCCUUGUCUUUUAAAUGGUUCCUACUGUUGAACAGUGUGCUAAGGCAAUUGACUUAAACUGUGAGUAUUGCUGUCACGUCAUUCUAAACCCGAAAAGCUUUAGUAAAACCAGCACAAGAAACGGAUGAACGAGAGUUUAAAUCGUUAACUUCCACCAUGGGGAAAUUCUAAGAGAGUCUAUGCAGUGUAGGGUGAGGCUUCCAUGUCUGUGUCUUCGCUUACUAAAAUCCUGACCGCGGUAGCGGCGGGAUUUAAAAAUACGAUUCCUGUAAUGUGCCAUGAUUGAAAUUUUCUUUAACUUUGUCACAAAAAAUUGGCUAGUUGUAGCAAAUGGAGGGUUGCAUUAACAUUUCCUUUUUCACAGCGCUUCUCACAGAACGGGCUGUGGAAUAGCAAAUUCUCAACUCCAACAUUUCUUCUAGUGGUCUUUGCUCACAUGUAACCUAUAUGCACACUGCUUUGGUAGACUGUUUGAAAAUUAAGAGAAAUAAACAUCAAUAAGAUAACUUAAAUGAGCAGGAAGUUCUUUUCAGCGUCUUCCUGGGUUCAUCUUAGAAUUUUAACUUGGGGAACUGCACUUUUUGAAGGACAAUCCUUAUUUGUAUUGGUAACAAUUGACACAAGGUUUAGUCUAGUAAUACAUGGUAGAUACUCAAAUGUGUAGUGAUGAAUGUUUCCUGUAAUGCUGUUUUUCUUUUCUUUGUUGCUUGGUUUUCAAUUUUAGUACCCUUAAGUGCAUAUGUAACGAGGUAGAGUAGAUUUUAGGUCUUUUGUUGGCUGUACUUGUAGACUGAUAAUAACUGUUUGUAAAGUCCUGAUCUUGAUAUUGGAAUACAAAGCUGUAUAACUUGGGUACAACCCGCAAUAAAGCCUAACAGUGA
Molecule: messenger RNA, 10272 nt
Organism: Carassius carassius (crucian carp)
Lineage: Eukaryota; Metazoa; Chordata; Actinopteri; Cypriniformes; Cyprinidae
Product: trinucleotide repeat-containing gene 6A protein-like
Exons: 24
Coding region: 695-6160 (1821 amino acids)
Biological process (GO): miRNA-mediated post-transcriptional gene silencing; positive regulation of nuclear-transcribed mRNA poly(A) tail shortening
Cellular component (GO): P-body; nucleoplasm
Molecular function (GO): nucleic acid binding
Source: RefSeq, a predicted model, not a curated record